AACACCACCACACAGACAUAUCCACACAGAAAUGUACUUCAUACUUGACUUCUCCAGGACCUAAAGUACCCGGUCGCACAAGUUUCGUGUAUUCCUCCUCAUGCUGUGCGAGCUACUUCCUCGAGCUAGACCAAUCUCUCGGUAUUGUAUCACAAAGAGCGUCUUCCGCAGCACCAUCCGCAACAUGAAUACUUCCAACACCACCUACAAUGUCUCCCCCUUCACCAGCGCAGUGGUCUCGUCCAUGCGACGGCUCUAUCCCGAAUACCUCGCCGACAAAUCCUUUGACAACACUGGCUUCCUAGUCCAAGCUCCUUUCCUCCCUACCCGUCCUCGCAAUCGCAAUUCCGUCCUUUUGACCGUCGACCUCACUCGAGCCGUCGCCGACGAGGCCAUCGAGAAUGGACAUUCCAUUGUCGUCGCAUAUCAUCCUAUCAUCUUUCGUGGUCUGAAAUCCAUCACCACAGACGACUCGCAACAAUUGUCAAUGACCCUGCUGCUCGCGCACGGCAUCAGCGUGUACUGCCCGCAUACCGCGGUAGAUACGGUCCCCGAUGGGAUGGCAGAUUGGCUAUGCGACAUUGUCACGGGAAAGACCGAAACACCUGAAGAUCACGCACACACCGCGACAUAUUCGUCAUCCCUUCCGUCCGAAACUGAAGUCACCACCACCGACGACGACGAGAACGACAACGACGACGAUUCGGAUGCCAGUGCGCCCUCUCACCCGUCGACGAAACCCACCUCUCCAUCCGCCGCUGACCACGACGACCCAUUCACGUCCACAGAAACACCCAAGCCCAACAAGAACAAGAAGCUGAGACUGUUCAGGCCGCACUCGCACAGGACGUAUUCAAAGCCCACAUACCCCCGACCGACCGAGGACUUUCAGCCCUCGGUACUGUCGCAUACAAGAAGCGUCAUCACGCCUUCACCGCGUGGGGCGCUAGACGAGGCAAACCGGUUCGUCGCAUCAGACACAGACAUCUACCACCCCGACAACACCGGCGCAGGCAGGCUGAUUGAGUUCGCCGAACCACAACCCCUGACCGUCCUCAUCACCCGCAUCGCGCACGCCAUCGGGUUGCCCAAGGGUUUCGCCGUCGCUGUGCCGCAGGGCAAGAACCUGGAAGAGAUUGACAUUGCGAGCGUGGCGACCUGUCCCGGCAGUGGGGGCAGCGUCGUGAGGGGGUGUCGUGCGGAUCUCGUCUUUACCGGCGAACUGAGCCACCAUGAAGCCCUGGCCGUGACGGAGAGGGGAGGGUGCGUGAUCAGCUUGUUCCACACCAAUUCCGAACGAGGGUACCUGUGGACGGUCAUGAGGGAGAAGUUGGAGAACGAGGUCCGGGAAGAAUGGGCCCGGGUGAGGAGUGAGGAAGGAGCAAAGAGUGGGCUCGACGGUGAGAUCAAGGACAUGCUGCGAGACGAGAGUGUCGAGGUCGUGGUGAGUGAACGCGACAGGGAUCCGUAUGGGAUUGUCGUGUUGGAAGAGACGGCGGUGGAAGGAGUAAGGAUUGGUGGUUCUGGAUCGAGUGGUUGAAAGGACCGAGAGUUACUUGGGUGUCUCUUCACCUGUCGUGGCACUCCCCUGGAAACUUCACCGUCUGAUACCGGAGUGGGUUUGAGAACGGAACAACCAAGACAUUGACCGAGUUCAAGCGCUUUCCACAGUAUGCAAUUUGCACCACCCGCAAGUGUUUACAAGACGUCUAGACUUGUUGACAGCCUUGGAUUGCCUUGGAUUACCUCGGAUGCAGCAUGAUGCUCAUCUCCAACCAAGCCUCAAAGACAGGGGCACGAUCUUGGUUGGGUUCACAGCGCCGUUUUUGAUUGACACAAGAAAGAAUCUAUCGACUUUGUCAAAACACUUUAUCAAGUCAGUUCGAGGCACACCGAACGGCAUUGAGAAUGGCGUGUUUCACCAAACUCGACAAUCCCAUCUAUACAGUGACCUAGUACGUGAUGAUGGUGUGGAAGUACGAGAAGUACACAGUAUACCUAGGUAGGCAUAUAUUGCUAAAGGCGACUACUCGGUACAGAUGCUGGGGCAAGAGGCAAGAGGAUCACGUUCAUUUUGUUUCUAUUGUAUCAUUUUUUUUCUUGUGUCUGAUGUAAGACUGAUACCCCAUUACGAGAUGUAGCUCGUCCUGCUUUCUCGGUAGGCAUCGAAU
This is a messenger RNA of Exophiala oligosperma, 2171 nucleotides long. RefSeq names its product YbgI/family dinuclear metal center protein. NCBI's taxonomy places the organism in Eukaryota, Fungi, Ascomycota, Eurotiomycetes, Chaetothyriales, Herpotrichiellaceae. The transcript has a single exon. Gene Ontology annotation, cellular component: cytoplasm; mitochondrion. The record is from RefSeq and is a predicted model, not a curated record. Bases 101 to 1540 code for a protein of 479 amino acids.